AUGGGUUGUUUGCACGUCCAACAGAAACCUAAACGUGAGAUUUAUGGCGGCAUCCUACGGUUCUCGGCUUCUCGCUUCCAUUCACUUCAGUUCUCCCCUGGCCCUAAGCCCUCCAUACCUCCCUUCUCCUCCGCGCAACCAUCAGCGGGUACUGCAAUUCAUCCCCUAUCUUCAAAGUUCGCCGCCGCAAGCUCGAAGAUGAUGGAUGGUGACAUGAGUGAUGAUGGAGAGAUCUACAUCCAUGAUGCUGACACAAUCCAUGAGAUUACCCUUGAUGAUGAAGAUCUUCCUGAUGUCAAUGAUGAAGACGAUGAACAGGCUGAUUUUGACGAGGAUCUGGAUGAUUCUAUGCACACGUUCACAGGCCACACGUCUGAACUUUAUGCAGUUGCCUGCAGCCCAACAGAUCCUUUGCUGGUAGCAACUGGGGGUGGUGAUGAUAGAGGAUUUCUUUGGAAGAUAGGACAAGGAGAUUGGGCUGCUGAAAUGGGAGGUCAUAAGGAUACCGUUACUAGCUUGGCAUUUAGUAGCGAUGGACAGUUUCUUGCAUCCGGGGGCCUUGAUUCUGUAGUUAAUGUCUGGGAUACAUCUGGAAAUCAUAAAUGUACGCUUGAAGGGCCUGCUGUGAGUGAGCAAACGGAGGAACAUGCAGACGGGUUUGAGUGGGUCAGGUGGCAUCCUAGAGGUCAUCUAGUCUUGGCGGGCUCAAAUGAUGGCACUGCUUGGAUGUGGAACGCGGAUAGAGGUGCUGUCCUCCAAGUAUUUCCUGGCCACAGUAAACCAGUUACCUGUGGAGAUUUCACACCUGAUGGCAAAACCGUCUGCACUGGUUCGGAUGAUAUGAGUUUGCGAAUAUGGAAUCCAAGAACAGGGGAGAGUGUAUAUGUCAUAAAAGUUAGACACUUCUUUGACCUGACUAGCAAAAAUUCUCUCCUGCUAGGCCAUCCAUAUCAUACUGCAAGAUUAAAUUGCUUGGCUAUUAGCUCUGAUUCCACUCUUGUUCUUACUGGCUCUGAGGAUGGUUCUGUGAAAAUUGUGAACAUAGUGACUGGGAAGGUGGUCAGUACUUUGUCUAGACACACAGAUUCAGUUUCAUGCAUUGCUCUGUCACGUUCAUCAAGUUUCCCUUGGGCGGCAACUGGAGGCAGAGAUCAGCAACUUGUUAUCUGGGAUUUGGAACGUUCGGAUGCUCGUAACAUAUGCAAUCAUGAGAGUGAAGUGACCUGCUUAACAUGGAUAGGCAUGACGAGGUACGUGGCUGCCGGAUGUGGAGAUGGGGAUGUAGUUAUAUGGGACGGCCGAUCUGGAGACAAGGUGAAAACAUUCAAGGGGCAUAGCAGCUGCGUACAGUCCUUGGCAGUGAGCUCUAACCAUGAUUUUCUGGCUACUGCCUCAGACGAUGGUACUGCCAGGAUCUUUGAGAUUGGAGAGUUCAAAUAAAACCAAGUAACUUCCGGUACGUGGUGGAAACACCCAUCUUUCAAGUGUGAACUCUCUUACGUCGUAUUGUUGGCGGAGAAAACGUACUGAUUGCACGAUUGUCAAUUUUCUCCCUAGGUCUUUUUCGCAUCAUGGUAUAUCUUGUCUUGUAUAUUAUUGCUUAUAUGAGCGGAGUGCUAGGCAGAUAUGUUAACCGUCUUUUUUAGUUUGAAAAUAAGGGUUUUAAGUUUCGAAUAUAUGAUGUAUUUAAAAGCUACUGUACCAUGGUGCAAGAAAUAAAGGGGUUUGGGGCAAUUCAGAAAGGAGAUUAGGGAUUCAGAUUGGUGGAUCAAUCAGUGAAUGGCCUACCUCGGAAGAGUUGGGAAGAUAGGAGAAAUAUUCAGCUGUGAGAGGGAGGGGGACGGAUCACCUCAGUAACCAUUCCAUCAGUAAUCCCUUCCCCUGGCCCCCACGUGUCAGCUUUUUCUUUUUAUUUAAA
Molecule: messenger RNA, 1918 nt
Organism: Linum tenue
Lineage: Eukaryota; Viridiplantae; Streptophyta; Magnoliopsida; Malpighiales; Linaceae
Source: the annotation of a GenBank genome assembly